This is a messenger RNA of Penicillium brasilianum, 1326 nucleotides long. The record is from the annotation of a GenBank genome assembly. NCBI's taxonomy places the organism in Eukaryota, Fungi, Ascomycota, Eurotiomycetes, Eurotiales, Aspergillaceae.
AUGCUUCUGCUCCUCAUCCAGGGCGGCAUUAGCCCCCUGCAAGAUCCAAUCUCAAAGUAUAUCCCCGAGAUCAAAGCGGCUGCUGAUGAUCUUCUGCCGAAUGCCACAAAGAUAAACGAUGGGAUUGACUAUACCAAGUGGAAUGAAAUCACAGUUGGGGAACUAGCGAGUCAUUUGGCUGAUAUAGCCAGAGAUUAUGGUGUUUUCGAUCUUACUGAGCAGGCCUCGUUGCUUCAGUCAUUGGGAUUUCCCGCUCUUCCCCUCGCGCAGAUUCCAUCCUGUGGUGUGCCAAAGCCGUGUAGCCGAAUGCAAUUCUUUGAUGGGCUGCUAAAAUCUCAUCCUAUUGUUCCAGCAUCAUCUACACCCAUCUACUCCAACGCAGCUUUCCAAGUCCUCCGAACUGUUGUAGAAACCUUCUCGAAUGGUGAAGACUUUGAAAAGGUCUUGAAAGAGAAAAUUAUAAAGCCACUAAGCAUGGCUCACACGUUUCAUACUACACCAAAUCCAUCUCUCGGUGUGAUUCCUAGCUACCAGGGUGAAUACUGGUGGAAUUUCGAUAUUGGUGAAAAGGCACCCGCUGGUGGCAUUUUCUCAUCCACAAAGGAUAUGUCUACUUUUGGUCGUGCAAUUCUCAACAGCAGUCUUCUCCCUCGAUCAACAACGAGACGGUGGCUGAAACCCCUCGCCCGCACAUCAUCCAUUGACUACGCCGUCGGCGCGCCUUGGGAGAUUCUAUCAUUCGGCAAUGAGCGCCCUAUCGAUCUCUAUACCAAGUCUGGAGAUAUUGGCACAUACUCCUCUGGCUUUGUGCUUCUUGGAGCCGGGAAUAACACCCACGUAUCUCUAGCUCUCGCAUCCGAUCUCGUUUCAGAAAGCCUGCUACCUGCACUGGAACAAGCUGCCAAGAACCAGGCACACACCCGCUUUGCAGGAACAUAUGCCUUGGGUACCGUAAAUUCCUCCAUUACCAUUACUACGGACGACGGACUCGCUCUAGUCAUCACUAGCUGGGUCAACAAUGGCACUAAUAUGUUCCGGAGCUAUAUGGCACUGAGUGGAAUCGCUGAUCCCUCUAUGCUUAGUAUCCGUCUGUAUCCCACGCGCCUUGAGAACCCUGGACAGCUUUCCUUCCGGGCUGUAAUUCCGCCCCCGCUGCCAUCUGGCAUUGGGCCAUUUAGCUCAUCUUGCAUUUCCUGGGUGACAGUGAAUGCACAGGUAUACGGUAAUGUGGGUAUUGAUGAGUUUGUGUUCCACUUGGAUAGGAAAGGCAAUGCAGUUAGCGUCUCUCCGAGAGUCCUGCGUACUGUCCUGCUGAAGACCAAAUAG